AAGAGUAUGAUUAUUUUAUGGGGUAAAGAACGUGCCACCAUUAGAGGUGCUAAUCUUGAACUUGUACUUGUUGAUAAAAAUUCAGGUUCUGCAGCAAAGACUAAGGCAGCAUUUCUCUUUGGAAGUAUUGAAAUGCUAAUUAAACUAGUACCUGGAAAUUCUGCAGGUGUUGUUACAACGUUUUAUCUGUCAUCUACUGGUGAUAAACAUGACGAAAUAGACUUUGAGUUCUUAGGAAAUGUAACGGGACAACCCUACACAAUCCACACAAACGUCUACGCUCAAGGAAAGGGAAACAGGGAAGAACAGUUUGUUCCAUGGUAUGACCCGAGUGCUGCUUUCCACAACUAUACCAUCCACUGGAACCCAUCAGAGAUUGUGUGGUAUGUAGAUAGAAUACCAAUCCCUGUCUACAGAAACUAUGAAAGCGAAGGAGUUCCAUACCCAAAUAAACAAGGAAUGAGAGCUUUAACAAGUCUAUGGAAUGCUGAUGACUGGGCAACAAGAGGUGGUCGUGACAAGACUGACUGGACACAAGCUCCAUUCAAGGCUCAAUAUAGGAGGUUCAGGGCUAGGGCUUGCAAGUGGAAGGGAGCAGUCAGUGUUACACAAUGUGCCAGCAAGUCUUACUGGUUCACAUCUCCAGUUUAUAGCCAACUAACUACUGCUCAAAAAGGUCAAAUGGAUUCGAUUAGAAACAAUAAUAUGAUCUAUGCUUACUGCAAUGAUACUAAAAGAUUCGGUGGAAUUAUUCCAAAAGAAUGUUCGUUGCCCCAAUUUUAG
Molecule: messenger RNA, 783 nt
Organism: Papaver somniferum (opium poppy)
Lineage: Eukaryota; Viridiplantae; Streptophyta; Magnoliopsida; Ranunculales; Papaveraceae
Product: probable xyloglucan endotransglucosylase/hydrolase protein 26
Exons: 3
Coding region: 7-783 (258 amino acids)
Biological process (GO): xyloglucan metabolic process; cell wall biogenesis
Cellular component (GO): apoplast; cell wall
Molecular function (GO): xyloglucan:xyloglucosyl transferase activity; hydrolase activity, hydrolyzing O-glycosyl compounds
Source: RefSeq, a predicted model, not a curated record